CAUCUCUCCCUGCCCCUGCAAUAUCGUCUUCCUCAUGAUUCUCCCCUUUUAGCCAUUGAGAUACACACCGUAAGAACCGCACAAACUUCGUCCAUGGUCAUCGCUUCUCUCAAAAUUGUCUCUUUCUUGCUUAUUAGCGUCCUCUUUUCUCCUGCAAAUGAAGCACAGGUUACUUAUCUUCACCACAAUUGCUCUCCCAACAUAACCUUCGCUGCCAACAGUGCUUUUCAAUCGGACCGAACGACACUCUUCUCUUCCUUAGCUUUCGCCAACACCGACUUCUACAACGCCACCGUUGUCGGUGGCGGCGGCAUGGUCCACGGCCUCUUUAUGUGUCGGGGUGACGUCAACCUCUCGAUGUGCCACCAGUGCGUCGUUAACGCUACCCAACGAUUAUCUUCCGAGUGCCGAGUUUCGAAGGAGGCAAUAAUCUGGUACGACGAGUGCUUGCUUCGCUAUUCUAACCGUUUCUUCUUCUCCACCGUUGACACGAGGCCUAGACUCAGCCUCUUCGACGCCGGAAGUGUCUCAAACCAGGCAAGCUUCAUGAGAACAUUGUACGAUAUAAUGAACAAGACGGCAGAUGAGGCGGCUAAACCUGCUGUUGGGAAAAAGAAGUAUGCGACCGGAACAGCGAAUUUCUCAGGGUUUCAAACUACGUAUUGUCUAGCACAGUGCACGCCGGAACUUUCGCCGUCAGAUUGUAGAAGUUGCCUGAGUGGUGUGAUUCGAGAACUUAAGUGGUGUUGUGGUGGAAAGCAAGGAGGAAGAGUGCUGUACCCGAGCUGUAAUGUUCGUUAUGAGUCGUACCCUUUCUAUCAAUCGGAAGCUGCGAGUGUUCCUCCUGCAAAUACUGGUUCCCAAGGAAAAGGUGGAAUCUCAUCGGGGGCGGUUGUUGCUAUUGUGGUUCCAACUUCUGUGGCUGUCCUAGUAUUUAUAGUCGGCAUCUGUUGCUUGAGGAAACGAACAACGAAGAAGUACGACUCUGUUGCCGAAGGAAAAUCUGCAUUUGACAUCGGCAAUGUGGAUUCACUGCAAUAUGAUUUCAGUACAAUUGAAGCAGCCACGAACAAGUUCUCUGUAGUUAACAAGAUUGGUGAAGGCGGGUUUGGAGGGGUUUACAAGGGGACGCUUGCAAAUGGACUAGAAAUUGCUGUGAAGAGACUCUCCCGAAGAUGUCGACAAGGUGUAGAAGAAUUUAAGAAUGAAGUAGAGGUGCUUGCCAGGCUACAACAUGGAAAUUUAGUGAGACUUCUAGGUUUCUGCGUACAUGGAGAAGAGAGUAUACUUGUUUAUGAAUAUAUGUCCAACAAAAGUCUCGAUUGCAUUCUUUUUGAUCCUGAAAUGCAAAGGCAGCUAGACUGGACAAAACGUUAUGAUAUUAUCAGAGGAAUUGCUCAAGGGAUUCAAUAUUUACAUGAAGAUGCAACACUUAAAAUUAUACAUCUUGAUCUUAAAGUUGCAAAUAUAUUAUUGGAUAGUGAUAUGAAUCCAAAAAUCUCAGAUUUUGGCAUGGCAACAAUUUUCUCGAUUGAUCAAACUCAAGAAAAGACCGAUCGCAUUGUGGGAACAUAUGGUUAUAUGUGUCCCAAAUAUUAUAUUCAUGGAGAGUUGUCUGUUAAGUCUGGUGUGUUCAGCUUCGGCGUCCUUCUAAUGGAGAUUAUAAGUGGAAAGAAGAAUAGUCUUUUCUGUCAAACAGAGGAUGCUGAGAACAUGCUUAACUAUGCGUGGAAACUUUGGAAGUAUGGGGAACCCUUGGAAUUGUUGGACCUCACAAUAAGAGAAUCCUGUGCUCCAGAUGAAGUAAUGAGAUGCAUCCACAUUGGUCUGCUGUGUGUUCAAGAAGAUCCAGCAGAGAGGCCUUCAAUGUCAUCCAUAGUUCUGAUGCUUGAAAAUUAUCCUAUGACUCUGCCAACCCCUUCGCUGCCUCCACCUGUUUUGCGAAGUGGAGCUUGUCGAAACGUUCUUGGUCAAUCUACGACCAACACACUACCAAUGUCAGUCAACGAGAUGUCGUUUAGUGAAGUAAUGCCUCGGUAAGCUUGAAAGUUGGAGGUUUUAAUGCAUGUGCCUCUGUCUAAGUGGUUGGUCUAUUCAGGCACCGUUUUAUUUAUAGCCAUAAUGUCCGCAGAUGAAUUCUUGCGCUCCUUCUGUAAUAUUUCUAGUUGAGUUCCCCCAAUAAUAAUUGGUCUUGCAAAGUGUCACUUUUGCAUUGUAGCAGAUUUGGAAGUUGGAAAGUGCAUGACAUGCCAUCCAACAUAGUUUGAUUUAUUGAUUAACAUCAUAAACAAACACAAAUGGCAGAAGGAAAAUUUGGAUCUGUCACUGGGAUAAAGUGAAAAUUUGUGUUGGAAGUA
Neltuma alba is the source of this 2357-nucleotide messenger RNA. Its product is annotated as cysteine-rich receptor-like protein kinase 10. Gene Ontology annotation, cellular component: plasma membrane. NCBI's taxonomy places the organism in Eukaryota, Viridiplantae, Streptophyta, Magnoliopsida, Fabales, Fabaceae. Gene Ontology annotation, molecular function: protein serine/threonine kinase activity; ATP binding. The record is from RefSeq and is a predicted model, not a curated record. The transcript has 7 exons. Bases 94 to 2040 code for a protein of 648 amino acids. Gene Ontology annotation, biological process: protein phosphorylation; defense response to bacterium.